Parascedosporium putredinis is the source of this 432-nucleotide messenger RNA. The record is from the annotation of a GenBank genome assembly. NCBI's taxonomy places the organism in Eukaryota, Fungi, Ascomycota, Sordariomycetes, Microascales, Microascaceae.
AUGCACGAGCGGCAGCCUCGAGCACAGCCGAGUUCCCGGCCACCGAGGAUCCAUGCCUUGUCCCUCAAAGUUCAGCAAACAUGCCUCGUGGAGGGCACAUCCCACGCUCGAGUUGACGAGACUAGGCUUCGAGGCGAGAUCGUAGCGUGGGUCCCCAGUUCCCCUUCCCACACCAAGCGCCCCGUCUCUACUUUAGGGGAAGCGGAGGACUGGAAGCGAGCCUCGCUUAUUCGACGACCAGGGCGUGCUCGCAGGCGCAUUGCGGAGACAGCGAGUCAGGAGGCGACCUCGGCUCCAGAACUUUGGAACGAGGCAUAUUGCCGCUUCCCCGCGGGCAAGAAGUCCACGAAUAUGCCCGAGGCCCCAACUCCGUGCCUUCUCUCUCCUGACAUCGACACCGCCGCCGGAAAGCGUCCCGGUGACGAAAUAUAG